AAUCACCUAAAAAAGUCGUUUCCCGUCAUGGCUAAAGAAAGAAAGGAAAAGAAGGAAAAGAAGGUCAAGUCGACUGAUAGCGAUUCCACCGAGCAGGUUGCUCGCUUCGCUUCUCCCAUUGCUCAUCCCAUGGCUGAAAGCAAGCUCAACAAGAAGCUUUUGAAGACCGUGAAGAAAGCCAGCAAAGCCAAGCAUGUGUGCCGUGGUGUCAAGGAAGUCAGCAAGAGCCUUCGUAAAGGCAGCAAGGGCCUUGUUAUCAUUGCUGGUGAUAUUUCUCCCAUUGACGUUAUUGCUCACAUGCCCGUCUUGUGUGAGGACCACAGUGUUCCCUACGUGUUCGUACCGUCUCGAGAAGAAUUGGGCGAAGCAAGCUCAACAAAGCGACCUACAUCAGUGGCCAUGAUUGUGGUUGGUGGCAAACAAAACGACGCCAAAGCAGCAGAAGACUACAAGGAAAUGUAUGACGAAUGCUUUGCUCAGGCAAAGAAGCUGAAAGAAAGUUUGGUUUACUAAAUCCGACUCGUGUAAAAAAAAAAAAAAGACAAGAAACGAUAACGACGAUAUGAAAUAGUGUUAUCGUAUUGUUUGUACAUCCAACAUCCUUUUUGUUUAUCUACUUGAAGCCUUUUAUGGCAAUAGAAGAAGCAGAAUCAUCAUAAUAACACGCUUUU
Messenger RNA from Radiomyces spectabilis, 671 nucleotides. RefSeq names its product 50S ribosomal protein L30e-like protein. Lineage: Eukaryota; Fungi; Mucoromycota; Mucoromycetes; Mucorales; Radiomycetaceae. Gene Ontology annotation, cellular component: box H/ACA snoRNP complex; nucleolus. Bases 28 to 513 code for a protein of 161 amino acids. The transcript has 4 exons. Gene Ontology annotation, biological process: rRNA pseudouridine synthesis; ribosome biogenesis; snRNA pseudouridine synthesis. Gene Ontology annotation, molecular function: box H/ACA snoRNA binding. The record is from RefSeq and is a predicted model, not a curated record.